This is a messenger RNA of Exophiala dermatitidis NIH/UT8656, 1152 nucleotides long. Its product is annotated as S-(hydroxymethyl)glutathione dehydrogenase. Bases 1 to 1152 code for a protein of 383 amino acids. Gene Ontology annotation, cellular component: cytosol. The record is from RefSeq and is a predicted model, not a curated record. Gene Ontology annotation, molecular function: S-(hydroxymethyl)glutathione dehydrogenase [NAD(P)+] activity; zinc ion binding. Gene Ontology annotation, biological process: formaldehyde catabolic process. Lineage: Eukaryota; Fungi; Ascomycota; Eurotiomycetes; Chaetothyriales; Herpotrichiellaceae. The transcript has 8 exons.
AUGCCUGCUGACACCGUCGGAAAGACUAUUACCUGCAAGGCGGCCGUCGCCUGGGAGGCUGGCAAAGACCUCACCAUCGAAGACAUCGAAGUUUUACCUCCGAGAGCUCACGAAGUCCGGAUUCAAAUCUACUACACCGGCGUGUGCCACACUGAUGCAUACACCCUAUCCGGCAAAGACCCCGAAGGUGCCUUCCCGGUCGUCUUGGGACACGAGGGUGCAGGUAUUGUGGAAUCCGUGGGUGAGGGCGUCACAAACGUGAAGCCGGGUGACCAUGUCGUUGCUCUCUACACCCCGGAAUGCCGGGAAUGCAAGUUCUGCAAGUCGGGCAAGACCAACUUGUGCGGAAAGAUUCGGGCCACCCAGGGUAAGGGUGUCAUGCCCGACGGGACGUCGAGAUUCAAGUGUAAGGGCAAAGACCUCCUGCACUUCAUGGGCACGUCCACGUUUUCUCAGUACACCGUGGUUGCGGACAUCUCGGUGGUCGCCCUGACCGAGAAGGCACCUAUGGAGAAGACCUGUCUGUUGGGUUGCGGUAUCACCACCGGAUACGGCGCGGCUGUGAUCACGGCCAACGUCGAGAAGGGCUCCAACGUUGCCGUUUUCGGCGCGGGCUGUGUCGGACUUUCCGUCAUCCAAGGUGCCGUUAAGAACGGUGCCGGUAAGAUCAUCGUGGUGGAUGUGAACGACAAGAAGAAGGCUUGGGCUGAGCAGUUUGGCGGCACCGACUUUGUCAACCCCACCAAACUCAAUGGCCAAACCAUCCAAGAGAAGCUGAUUGAAAUGACCGACGGUGGUUGCGAUUACACCUUCGACUGCACCGGAAAUGUGCAAGUGAUGCGGGCCGCCUUAGAGGCAUGCCACAAGGGCUGGGGUCAAUCCAUUAUCAUCGGUGUUGCCCCUGCUGGUGCCGAAAUCUCGACAAGACCCUUCCAACUCGUCACCGGCCGUGUCUGGCGAGGCUGCGCCUUCGGUGGUGUUAAGGGCCGAACCCAGCUUCCAGGACUGGUCCAGGACUACAUGGACGGAAAACUGAAAGUCGACGAAUUUAUCACCCACCGUCAACCCCUAGACAAGAUUAAUGAGGCUUUCCACGACAUGCACGCCGGAGACUGCAUCCGCUGCGUGGUGGACAUGGGAGCCAGUAAAUGA